CGGGAUUUUAGCGUUGUCAAAUCCAAUGUUUUAUUUUAUUGAUAACAUUGCAAUCUGAGAUUUCAUAUUUUAUUUAACCAGUUUUGAUUUAAAUUAAAUGGUCAAGUACCUUUUUUAAGUAAAUAUUAUUUAAAGUAAUGUAUUCGCCGCGACAAAAAAUUCUAUGGUUCGCUUUUAUUACCCGAAUUACUGUAAUAUUUUUACAAGCAAUAUCGAAUCUUCUUAUACCGGACCACGACGCCAAAGUAUUUGUCAGUCCUGAAGACCCGACGCUGCGGAAAACCUAUGCUGAUUCCAUUGUAGACAUGUUUCUAGGCGGCAUGAAGAGAUGGGAUGCGCAGUACUUUAUACAUAAUGCACAAUAUGGGUACACGUAUGAAAACUGUCUUGCUUUUUUCCCGUUAUUUCCUAUGAUUGUAAGGUAUGUUGCAUAUGGGGUAUGCAGUUUAUUUGGAUCAGUAAUCAACUUUCAUAGUGCACUUUUGAUAUCUGCUACUAUUGUUAAUAUUCUGAUGUUUAUCAAAUCAGCAGAUAUAUUACACAGUUUGAGUUUGAGAAUACUCAGAAGUGAAAGCAAAGCAUAUAAGUCAUCCAUACUGUACUGUGUCAAUCCAGCUAGCAUAUUCUUUACAGCACCUUAUUCAGAGACUCUAUUCGCAUGGAUGUCUUUUUAUACAAUGUUAAAAUGUACAGAAAAUGAAACAUUGAGAUUUGCAAAUAUUGAUAUAACAAGUGGUUUGCCUGCGGGCUUCUCAAUGAUAGCUCGGUCCAAUGGAUCUGUUAACCUAGGGUUUAUAAUAUAUACUAAUUUCAAGAAUGUAAUAGAGAGAACUUUGCCUGAGAUUGUGUACAAAUAUAAAACUCUAAAACGUAAAAUAAUAAUUCCAUUUUUACUGCUGCCACUGUUCACAUCCAGUGUGGCAUUAUUUUUGACUGUGAUAAUAGCAUUGAUUCCAUUCAUGUUAGUUCAGACAUAUAAUUAUUUCAAAUAUUGUGUUCCCCAUGACCACAAUUUGCCAGAGUUCCUCUCUAACUCAGAGUAUGUCCUUCCUGGAAUGGCGGAGAGCCUGUGGUGCAACUACACAAUCCCUCUGUCUUACACAUAUAUACAAGAUCAUUACUGGAAUGUUGGUUAUUUCAAAUAUUACAAAUUAAAACAGAUACCUAACUUCAUGUUGGCAUUUCCUAUCUUAUUCAUAAUCAUAUAUCAUUGUAUGUCUUAUAUAAAAAACAAUUUUAAAUUAUGUCUAAGACUUGGAUUGAAGUCAAAUAUAUUUGGUUAUUUAAACAAGAUGCCUUAUAGGCCAAAGCAAUAUACUAAAGGAUUUGGGGCCAAUGAUCCUACAAUGUUUGUAUAUAUAGUUCAUGUCAUGUUUUUAACAGUGUUUUGUAUUGUUUUUGUGCAUAUUCAAGUAUCUACAAGACUUUUAGCAUCAGCUAGUCCUGUUCUAUAUUGGAUAUGUUCUAGCAGAAUGAAUGUCAGUCCGACACCCACUGCAGACCAAAAUACCAUAAAUGAACACUUCCGGCGAAUUGGUGUUGGGAAAAGAAUACCUACUCAUCACUUGUCCAUUGCAAAUUUGGAGGGAGUUGACAAUAUGUAUAGUAAAUGGAAAACAUUCAUCAUCACUAGACGAAUGCCAGAUUUUCAAUCACGACUAAUGCAGUACUAUUUCCUUGGAUACUUCAUAAUAGGCACUAUAUGUUUUUCCAAUUUUUAUCCGUGGACAUAGAUUAAGUUAUAACAUAUCAUCUUUACGUAUCAUGUAUUCAGGUUUUAACUUUUUGACAUAUCAUUUUAUUUAUAAAAUAGAAUUUAACAUUCCACUAGUCAUUAUAAAUUUUAGUGUAAUCACAACAAAAAAUAUAUUGAAAUGUUCAAUAAAAACUAAUAUAAAAUCUAUUGUAACUAAAAUACAUACAAAUUUAAAAAAUAAAUUAAUAUUUUUUGUCAAUUAGUAUUGAAGUAUAACUUCUCUAAAAGUAUAAUAGAUUUUAUAUAGUUUAAAUAAGUUAGGAUUGCAUUUAAUUUUAGAUAGCUGAAUUGUCUUGCCCUCUAGAGGCUAGUGACAUUAAGUUUGUCUUCAUAAAUAUGAAGAGAGUAUUAUCUAAAAUCUAAUUGAAUAAACAUUUUUAACACUUUCUAUGAACAUUAUGAAUUCUAUAAGAAGUUAUUGAAUAAAUAAUAUUAGGAUUUUAUAAUCUUGUUCAACAUUUUCUGCUUGAAUAAUAAAGCUGGGGCCUUCAAUGGAAGUCCAUUUUUAUUAAUGGCAUUUUAACUAGUAAUAAAUUAAAUAUUGCCUUUUCAAGUUAAGAUUAAGACAUUAUUAAAUUAUUUAUUAUAGUUUAGAAUUAUAGAUUCUAGUCAUUUACAAGCUGGUCGACAACAUUUUGCUUUUUACUUUAUAUGUUUUGAAAAUAUUUGGAAAAGUUCUUACGGUCGGCUAUCUGCCUGACAACAUUCCACCUUGGGAAUGUAUGCGAAAGUUGUUAUGGUUUUGUCCCUAAUGCGCUAUCGUGCUACUAUAGCAUAGAGUGUCCUAUUUAUUAAAGGUACAGUCAGCCUAGCUAGAAGAUAUCUGGGCCACCUCAUGUUUAUUGGUUCACUACAUAAGGCGAGGUGACACACGUAUCUCUUAAGCUGAUUGUACAUUAAUAAAAUCACGCCUCUUCCGCCCGGGUGAGGGUAGGCAGAGAAGACUAAACAUUAAUCACUUCUCCUUCACAUUCCCGUCAUCCAGGCCUUCGCCUUUCAACAUUCACACUCUCCUUAUAUAUUUCUAGUCAAUUUUUAUUAAGUUUCAUUCCCUUUCUUAUUCUUGUCUCUUUAUCGUCUUUCACAUCACAUUACUCCUAAUUUCACAUCAACCAUACUCCAGGAUUUCAUUCAUCCUUAAAUCCCUCUUGCACCUCUAUACAAUAAAUUCGUAAUUCCAAUCAUAAAAUCUCGGCUGUAGAGGAUGUCACUUGUUUAGUUGUUAUAAACCUUUGGUCAUGGUAUUACAAAUAUUGCAUAUUUUUUGUUAUUUUAUAAAUAAAAAAAAUGUUCUAGGAUGUGUCUGUAAUGUAAUGCUACCUCUUGUCCUUUCAAAGCAAAUGCUAAGCUGGUAUUUUGAGUUAAAAACUUUGUAUAAAGUUUAUUGUAAAAUCUUGCCUACCAGUGCCAUUGUAGUUAGAUAUUUUAUACAUUUCUAUAAGGAUUUUUCAUUUUGCUGUUUUUACAGUUUAGCCAUAGCUUUUGAAUUACGUAAUCAUAAGUCUAAUUUUAAGCUUGGGGAAUUGAUAUGAGCCAUGUUAUUUAGAUCUAUAUAAAAUAUUUUUCAUAUAUCUUACCCAUUGAUUAUUCUAACGCACAUAGCAGCUUAAUCAAUCGAUUGCACACUAGCAACCGUCCAUUUUGUAAUAGAUACACAGAAUGAUUAGUACCAAAGUGUGUACAAAACGUUCAUAAGCCAGAAGACCGUCAGAAAUAUCACUCUUUUCCCCGUACAUUAGAACAUUGACGCGUAUGCAAACCACUUUCAAUGAAAUGAUAGGUAAUUGCGGGAUGUACUGAGUAUAUAAAAAAACAAGAUCAAAUACGUGACAAUAUCUAGGUAAAUAUGUCACUAAAAUUUGUUUUUGUUUCCGCUUGUAUUGUAUAGUCUUUUCUAUCGGUUUAAGCCAAAUUUUUUAUGGUUGUGAAAUUAAUAAUUAAAUAGAGUAGUACCUAAGCACAAUUCUUCGUUUCAAAUUGAAA
Molecule: messenger RNA, 3739 nt
Organism: Amyelois transitella
Lineage: Eukaryota; Metazoa; Arthropoda; Insecta; Lepidoptera; Pyralidae
Gene: PIG-V
Product: GPI mannosyltransferase 2
Exons: 2
Coding region: 138-1733 (531 amino acids)
Biological process (GO): GPI anchor biosynthetic process
Cellular component (GO): mannosyltransferase complex; endoplasmic reticulum membrane
Molecular function (GO): alpha-1,6-mannosyltransferase activity; GPI mannosyltransferase activity
Source: RefSeq, a predicted model, not a curated record